CCAUGAGCCAAUAACUACCAGAAGUCAAAACCGAGCGUUCUCCUAAUUUCCUCCCCCCUCUCUUUCUCCCUCUCUAAAAUAAACACUAAAAGAAUCCAAUGCGUUUGUAAAGAAUCUGCAGCGAGAACGAGGAAUUGCAUAGUAGCAUGGUGGAAUUUGAGUUGAAUAUUUGGCGCCCAACUUAGUGAAUUGUGCAAUGGAAAGAAGGACUAUUUUAUGCUAAGCAGUUGUUCUGGAAGCCUUGCUUCAUUCCAAGUAGCUAUAUCUUCUGAUAAAUCCCUGAAGGAACUUGUUAAAAGGACUACUGGUCAACAGUUAUUCUGUUAGUGCCGUAGGGAAUGCUCAUUCAGUUUAAAGCCAAUGGAGGUAAAUCCUGUACGCUCCCAUUCCAAUGAGAAGCAACCGUUAGAGCAUUCUACAUCUACCAAUGGAGAACAUGAGCACACAGAAAAAGAGAAGAGUGCUUCCGUGUUCAUCAAUCAUGCUGCAAUUGCAUGGCAUGAGAGCAGAAGAAAGUGGACUGGAGAUCAAUCUCAACAGCCACAAAGAAUGAUUAAGGACCCAAUUAUAAGCUGGUCAACAACCUAUGAAGAUUUGCUCUCAACUCACGAGCCCUUCCCUGAGCCAAUCCCUUUACCAGAGAUGGUAGAUUUUUUAGUUGAUAUAUGGCAUGAUGAAGGCCUCUUUGAUUAAACAGUGUUUUAAUUCUACUGUAACGGAGACUAUAGAAGGUAAAGAAUACAAAGAUUUUUGACAACCCGAAAAGGCAGCCUGAUUUCUUGAAACUGAUUCUUCCAUGUAGAAUCUGAUAUGGAAAGCCAUGUACCUGAAAUUGAUUUCAAAUUAGACUAGCAAGGAUUUUUCAUUUCCUGCUUA
Populus trichocarpa (black cottonwood) is the source of this 876-nucleotide messenger RNA. RefSeq lists its product as uncharacterized. NCBI's taxonomy places the organism in Eukaryota, Viridiplantae, Streptophyta, Magnoliopsida, Malpighiales, Salicaceae. The coding region runs from base 361 to 693 and encodes 110 amino acids. The record is from RefSeq and is a predicted model, not a curated record. The transcript has 6 exons.